GCCUCCCCAAGUCAGCGUUGUGCGUCAAGCGUAUUGUUACAUCAUAUUCCUUCCCCAGAAACGUUCGCACACAUACGCACCCACGCCUCCAGCGUCAUAAACCCAACUUCGUCAUCGUCGUCACCAUGGCCCCAACUGAAACUAAGUCGUCAGAAAAUCCUUUGUCAGAAACCAACGGCGACAAGAAACCCGAAGUCAAGUCGGAAGCCGCUACCAACAACGAACCAGGUCGACCGCUGGCGCCUCCUCCUAAGCCGGGCGAAGAUUACUUUUCCAGUAACCUAAGCCUCGAACCCAAUCCGUUCGAGCAGUCGUUUGGCACGGGAGGUACGGUAGAAACACCGGGUGGAACUAAGUUGCCCAGCGUGGCUGCCCUAACCUCACCGUCGUCACUGUUACCCGGGAACGGGAACACGCCGUUCAACUGGGGAGGCGGAUCUCUUAGGACGGGACCGCUAAGCCCAGCGAUGCUUUCUGGCCCGGCGAAUGACUAUUUCGGCGAUACAUCGCAUACUCUUCGUGGAGGAUUUACACCUAACGAGAGUUCUCUGCGAACAGGUUUAACACCGGGUGGGAGUGGCUCUAUGUUUCCUGCCCCAAGUCCUAACUCGCAAGCCCUCUUUGCCCAAAUAGCAAGUGGCACUGCAACUCCUAGUACUCUUGAUUUUCAUCGAACUGCUAUGAGCGCAGCCGCGGCGAAGGCAAACCGUGACAAGCAGCAACCCCAGCCCGCAACGUCGCAACCUGCGGAGACGAACGGCGCGACAGUUAAGACUGAAGCUAAGCCAGCGUCGGGUGCUUUUGACCCGCAUGAUAACGACGCUGCAAAUGGGUUGUAUAUGCUAGCUCAAGGUGCACAAGGUCGGAACGGCACACAAACACAAUAUCCAGUGGGUGGCAAUCAACCAGUCCAUGCUCAUCCUGCUCCACCCCAACCGAACCAAUCUAGCAGUGCUUCACCCCACAUGAACGGCAACGGCGUAACUUCCUCAACACCUGCCAGGGGGGUUAGUGAGGCGGCCAGUGGUGUUUCGGAAGAAAGUGAGCCGGCGAAGCCGAACAUAAGAAAGGGGAAGCGCGGGGGUGCUGCGGCUACGAAUGGACGACGCAAAGCUGAAGAGGCGCCGGCAAAGCAACCUGCCAACAAGAAGCCCAAGACGGCAUCAUCGAUAAAUAGCAAUGAUCAUUCAUCGGACGAUGAUGAUGAUGAAGAUGAGAAGGGCGAUGGCUCUCAACCCAAGUCAAAAAUGACUGACGAGGAAAAGCGUAAGAACUUCCUCGAGCGAAAUAGGGUUGCCGCUUUGAAGUGUCGUCAGCGAAAGAAGCAAUGGCUAGCUAAUCUUCAAAACAAAGUGGAGAUGUUUAGCAGUGAGAAUGACGCUUUAACAGCCCAAAUUUCUCAACUGAGGGAAGAGGUGGUUAACCUCAAGACCCUCUUACUAGCCCACAAAGACUGCCCGGUAACACAGCAACAAGGGUUACACGGAGCAUUUAUGCAACAAGCAAUGGAAACUUAUAAUCCGCAGAUCAACCCAUAUGGCAUGGCAGCGCCUAUCCCAAACCAACCGGUAAUGGCUGGACAAGGAGUACAGCGACGCUUCUCAUAGGAUGAUGAAGCCGCUUCUCAAAACCAUUCAGUCUAUCCAGACCCGACUGGUAGCCAACCCGCUCAAUGAUCAACACUUAAGGGGUUUCGGAUGGUAAAAGUCUCGUCUCCCUCAACAAUGUUGGCGACCAAGCGGUUUGCUUGUCUUUAUUACAAAAGGCCUCUCAAAUGGUAUCGGGUGGUAGGAAAAGUAAUGAGGCGCUCUUGCUCUUCUCAC
This is a messenger RNA of Hypoxylon trugodes, 1823 nucleotides long. RefSeq names its product Aft1 HRA domain-containing protein. The transcript is spliced from 3 exons. Gene Ontology annotation, biological process: regulation of transcription by RNA polymerase II. NCBI's taxonomy places the organism in Eukaryota, Fungi, Ascomycota, Sordariomycetes, Xylariales, Hypoxylaceae. Gene Ontology annotation, molecular function: DNA-binding transcription factor activity, RNA polymerase II-specific; RNA polymerase II cis-regulatory region sequence-specific DNA binding. The record is from RefSeq and is a predicted model, not a curated record. The coding region runs from base 126 to 1607 and encodes 493 amino acids.